AUGCCGAGCAAUGCCUGGGAUGAGGCGCGCAAUGCCGAAAUCGCCAUGCUUUUUGCGGUCAUCAAGAAUGAAGGCAAAGCCAACUUCACCACUGUAGCCUCUCAGCUUGGCGAGGGGUUUACAGAGGCUGGUCUGGCUGCACCGAUUCCAUUUUUCUUUGUCGACCCCGACCUCCGUACAUACACCACACCAACAUUCGACCAAAUCCUCAUACUUCGAUCUCUUCAUCCCCCCCCUGUCAUCAAGCCAUCCUCUAUCGAGGCUCUCAUCACUAUGCCCAAGACCUGGGAUGCGGCGCAGGAGCGUCUUCUACUCAUGACUGUCAUCUCAACUGUUGAUACUAAGCCGUCUUCUGAGCACUGGGCUCAGAUUGCUGGUGUUAUCGGCGACGGCCUAACUGCUUCUGCUGUCUCGCAGAAGUUCUACAAGUUGAAGAGAGAGUCGGAGAAGCUGCUGUCUGGUGACGGCGCUGCCGCUGCCCCCGCCCCUCCUGCCACUCCUGCCUCUGGCACCAAGGCCACCGACAAGACUCCGAAGUCCAGCAUCGGCAAGCGCAAGGGCCGUGCGUCUGCGGAUCCAGAGGCUGAUGAUGACAACGCCGCCACCGCUACCCCAUCCAAGAAGACCAAGAAGACCACCGCCGCCAAGAUCAAGAAGGAGAACAAGAAGGAUGAUGAGGUCAAGACUGAGGCUACUGAUGCUACCAAUGGCAACGGGGUUGAGGGUACUGCCAACGGCGCUGCUGAAGGAGAUGAAGUCGAGGCCAACAAGGUCGCUAACAAGAAUGGCAUCUGA
This is a messenger RNA of Cyphellophora europaea CBS 101466, 795 nucleotides long. RefSeq lists its product as uncharacterized. The transcript has 3 exons. NCBI's taxonomy places the organism in Eukaryota, Fungi, Ascomycota, Eurotiomycetes, Chaetothyriales, Cyphellophoraceae. The record is from RefSeq and is a predicted model, not a curated record. The coding region runs from base 1 to 795 and encodes 264 amino acids.